AUGGUCUUCAGCAAUGGUGAUUCAAGCUCGAUGACACCGCCACCCAGGGUGAACAAUUACGCCGACCCUUCAAUGGCAGCCGAGAUGCGGUUCUCCAUCAAGGGAAAUGCGGUCGUCACUGGAGGGGCAGGGACGCUGGGGCUUACGUCCUGCGAGGCCCUUCUUGACCACGGCCUGCAAGGCCUAAUGAUACUCGACACCAACGUGGUUAGCUGUCAAGAGGACAUCUCGCGACUCCGCGCCAGGUUCCCCGAGGCUAAGAUCAGUGCCACAGCCGUCGAUGUCACGGAUGAGGCGGCCGUCAACAAAGCCAUGGAGCAGACCGCCCAAGACCUCGGCUCCGUCGAUCACGUCGUGUGUUUUGUCGGCGUCGUCGGCUGCAUAGAAACACUCGACAUGCCUGUAUCUCAGUGGAGAAGGAUCAUCGACAUCAACACCACGGGGUGCUUCAUAUGUGCGCAAGCAGGGGCGCGCCAAAUGGUCAAGAAUGGCAAGCGCGGCUGCUCCAUCACGUUUGUCGCCUCCAUCUCGGCGCACCGAGUCAACUUUCCUCAGCCGCAGGCCGCAUACAAUGUCAGCAAGGCAGCUCUUCUUAUGCUCAAGAGCUGCUUGGCCGCGGAAUGGGCGCGAUACGGCAUUCGCACUAAUAGUGUUAGCCCAGGCUACAUGGAUACGAUCCUCAACGAAGGAGAUGGAAUUGCACACCAUCGUCAGGUAUGGGCAGACAGAAAUCCAACGGGACGGAUGGGAUCGCCGUCGGAGCUGACGGGCACAAUUGUGCUGCUGACAAGUGAUGCGGGUUCAUACGUCAAUGGGGCGGAUAUUGUCGUGGAUGGUGGCGGCAUCGUUCUGUAA
Messenger RNA from Purpureocillium takamizusanense, 855 nucleotides. RefSeq lists its product as uncharacterized. NCBI's taxonomy places the organism in Eukaryota, Fungi, Ascomycota, Sordariomycetes, Hypocreales, Ophiocordycipitaceae. The record is from RefSeq and is a predicted model, not a curated record. The transcript has a single exon. The coding region runs from base 1 to 855 and encodes 284 amino acids. Gene Ontology annotation, molecular function: oxidoreductase activity, acting on NAD(P)H, oxygen as acceptor. Gene Ontology annotation, cellular component: intracellular anatomical structure.